UUGAAUCAAUCCCCUCGGUUACCUCUCCUGUUCCUGUACACAAUCUCCUAUUCUUGCAUUGCCUUUCUUCUUCUGGGAGCGCAAACCCUUUGCCAACAGUAAAAAUGGCAACUUUGAAAGAAAAACGUACCUGUGGUCAACGAUGUGAAGACUUUGGGCACUUCGUGUGGAACUCAGACACCAAACAGUUCAUGGGGAGAACUUUAGAAAGAUGGGUGUACAUCAGUCUGUAUUAUGUUGCCUUCUACAUCGUGAUGUCGGGGCUGUUCAUCCUCGCCUUGUACGUCAUGCUGUUAACACUAAAUCCAUACACUCCCACAUACCAGGACCGGUUAACAUCGCCAGGAGUAAUAUUACGGCCAGAUAUAUGGGGGGAGGAAGGACUGGAGAUCACCUACAAUGUCUCAGAUAAGAAGAGCUGGAUGGGAAUGACCAACAUUCUUGACAAAUACCUUUUGCACUACAAUGAGACUCAUCAAAAUGAAAGCAAUCGGCAUUGCCCCAGCGGCUCGUACUACAUUCAGAAAGAUUUCAGGGGUCCACACCACACGAAGUAUGCCUGUAUCUUCACUCGAGAGAUGCUGGGGAACUGCUCUGGCCUGGAGGACCCCACUUACGGAUACCCGGAAGGGAAGCCAUGUUUCUUAAUCAAAAUGAACAGAAUCAUUAAUUUUCUCCCUGGGAAGGAUGGAUCGCCUCCGUAUGUCAAGUGUACUAUGUUGGAAGGCAGUCCCUCAAAUCUAGACCAUGUGGAGUAUUACCCAGUGAAUGGCACCUUUGACAUUUCUUACUUCCCUUACUAUGGCAGCCUGGCCCAGCCCAACUACACCAACCCACUGGUGGCAGUCAAGUUCAACAGCAUCAAGAAGAGCAAAGAGAUUAAGAUUGAGUGUAAGGUGGUGGCAGACCAUAUCUGCACAGACAACUUCCACGACCCCUAUGAAGGCAAGGUUGUGUUCCAGCUCAAGAUUGAAUCGUAGCAGCAGCACAGCCAGGCGUAGUCAUUUCCCCUCCAAGGAGCUUCUAACCAUUAAGUAGAAAACUGCCUCAAAUAUAAUCAGAACCAGACUGCCCUAAAAUAGUGCCUUUGCAGAUGUAUGUCUGUAGAAGUUUACCAUGCAACUAUACUAUGCUUUUACCACAUAUACUACAUGAAAAUUCUGCAAGAGGUGACCAUGGCUAGCUAGAUUUCAUUUUGUUUGGCUAUGCAGUACCAUAGUUCCUGUAAAGGCCACAGGAUUUUACAUGGUACAGUAAAACCUCCAAGUUACAAACCGCACACCUGCAAACUGACCAAAUGAACACACCCCUUGAAGUCAGAAGCAUGGCUCCUUGUUACAGUACUUCCCCCCACCCCCCCCCCCCAAACACCCCGAUCAUUGAAAAUAAUACAACUCUAUAGAGUUAUAGAGACUUUAGACUUUCCAAGACCCUCCAUUUCUUUUUUUUUUUUUUUAAAUGAUGAGGUUCUCUUGUGUUAAUGGAAUAUGCUGGAAGUCUGUAAAUGGACUGUUAACUUUCCCCAAAACGUAGAUUGGCACAGACCACACCUUCACAAGUUCUUAGACUAUUUGAGGUUUAGUUUUAUUGUUUCCAAAUUAAAAGGAAACUUCAGCUUUAACAGUAUAACGAAUAAGCAAUUUUAUAUAAAUAACUGACCACCACGAUAUGCAAACCCGAUUGCAAGUGUUCUGUGUUCAAGAAUACUGCCUAUUUACCAGACGUAAGCAGCAGCAGCAGCAAUCAUAGUUGCAUCCCAUUUAUUUGUGUAACUGCAUAUUCUGAUGUGGAUGAAAACCCAAUUAUUGUUUAAUGUAACUUCAAGCAGAUGACAUGUUUUGGAAAAUUCUUUAAAGUGUGCUUUUUUUUUGUGAGCAAUUAAGUUUUGAAGCAACUCAACAUGUAUUUAUAUGCUGAAAGCAGGUGUUUAGCAAGCUUUGUUAGUGUAGACUUUCAGGUAUUUUACCCCAUUAAUAAAGACUUACUUAUCAUAUGGUUUGAGUAUUCUAAAAUAAAUAUGAAAAUCGUGUCUGUA
Messenger RNA from Acipenser ruthenus (sterlet), 2035 nucleotides. RefSeq names its product potassium-transporting ATPase subunit beta-like. Lineage: Eukaryota; Metazoa; Chordata; Actinopteri; Acipenseriformes; Acipenseridae. Gene Ontology annotation, molecular function: ATPase activator activity. The record is from RefSeq and is a predicted model, not a curated record. Gene Ontology annotation, cellular component: sodium:potassium-exchanging ATPase complex. The coding region runs from base 105 to 980 and encodes 291 amino acids. Gene Ontology annotation, biological process: intracellular sodium ion homeostasis; intracellular potassium ion homeostasis; sodium ion export across plasma membrane. The transcript is spliced from 7 exons.